Euleptes europaea (tarantolino) is the source of this 4284-nucleotide messenger RNA. RefSeq names its product phosphatidylinositol transfer protein membrane associated 2 (gene PITPNM2). The transcript is spliced from 25 exons. Gene Ontology annotation, biological process: phospholipid transport. Lineage: Eukaryota; Metazoa; Chordata; Lepidosauria; Squamata; Sphaerodactylidae. Gene Ontology annotation, cellular component: cytoplasm. The record is from RefSeq and is a predicted model, not a curated record. Bases 58 to 4284 code for a protein of 1408 amino acids. Gene Ontology annotation, molecular function: phosphatidylinositol binding; phosphatidylinositol transfer activity; phosphatidylcholine intramembrane carrier activity.
GUAAAUACCUUUGGCUUUCGUUUCUGACCGGACCAAAGGGCCUGCUUGGAUUUCAAGAUGCUUAUAAAGGAGUAUCGGAUUCCGCUUCCAAUGAGUGUGGAAGAGUAUAGGAUUGCCCAGCUGUACAUGAUACAGAAAAAGAGCCGAGAAGAGACAUGCGGUGAAGGCAGCGGUGUAGAGAUUUUGGAAAACAGGCCAUACACAGAUGGUCCUGGUGGCAACGGGCAGUACACCCAUAAAGUAUACCAUAUUGGUAUGCAUAUUCCCAGUUGGUUUCGGUCUAUACUGCCAAAGGCAGCAUUAAGAGUCGAAGAGGAGUCCUGGAACGCGUAUCCUUAUACAAGGACGAGGUACACAUGCCCAUUUGUGGAGAAAUUCUCUAUUGAUAUUGAAACCUAUUAUAUAACUGACUCAGGAGAGCAAGCCAAUGUGUUUAACCUUUCCCCUGCAGAGAAAAGGCAGACCGUUCUCGAUCCCAUCGACAUUGUUAAAGAUCCCAUCCCCCCGCACGAAUACAAGUCCGAAGAGGAUCCCAGGCUGUAUCAAUCCAUGAAGACUAAAAGAGGGCCUCUGUCCGAAGACUGGAUCAAAGAGCAGAAGAACAACCCGGGCAGAUACCCGAUCAUGUGUGCGUACAAGCUGUGCAAAGUGGAGUUCAGAUACUGGGGGAUGCAGUCGAAAAUCGAGCGCUUCAUCCACGAUGUCGGUCUGCGGAAGGUGAUGGUGAGAGCCCACCGGCAGGCCUGGUGCUGGCAGGACGAAUGGUACGGGCUGACCAUCGAGGACAUCCGGCAGCUGGAGAAGGAGGCCCAGCUGAUGCUGGCCCAGAAGAUGGCCCAGUUCAGCUGCAGCGACAGCGAGUCGGAGCAGCACCUUUCCAAAGACUCUCUGGGUGACAAUGAUACGGAAACAAAGGCCAUAUCCCCGUCUGCUGAGGCAGGGGACGCCACUAGCAAUACUGGUGAAGCCUCAUCAGGGCGAGUGCUGACCAAGCAGUGGUCGACGUCUUCCAAGUCCUCUUCCAAGAGAGGAGCAAGCCCCUCGCGCCAUAGCAUCUCGGAUUGGAGGAUGGAGAGCAUCGCAAGAGAUUCAGACGAGAGCUCGGAUGACGAGUUUUUCGACGCGCACGAGGAUAUUUCUGAAAACGAAGAGGUGUUCCCAAAAGAAAUCACUAAGUGGAGUUCAAACGAUCUCAUGGAUAAGAUUGAAACUCCUGAAUCUGAAGAUGUCCCUGAUGAUCAGUGCCUUGAAUCGGCAGCAGAGUACAAUGUUGGAUCCAGCGUGGAAAGACUCAGCAUCGUUGAGGACGAAGUAGCACCGCCUCUAGCACAGCCCAGCAAAAUCCACGUCUUGCUCUUGGUCCUUCACGGAGGCAACAUCCUGGACACGGGAAGUGGCGACCAGAGCUCCAAGCAAGGCGACGUCAACACCAUCGCCACCGUGUUUGACACGGUCAUUCGGGUCCAUUACCCAGCAGCCCUUGGACACAUGGCCAUUAAGUUAGUUCCUUGCCCAGCCAUCUGCUCCGAAGCCUUUUCCCUCGUUUCCAACCUCAGCCCUUACAGUUACGACGAAGGCUGCCUUUCCAACAGCCAGGAUCACAUUCCUCUUGCAGCGCUUCCUCUGCUGGCCACCUCGUCCCCACAGUACCAGGAGGCGGUUGCCACAGUGAUCUUGAGAGCCAACCAGGUGUACAGCGAGUUCCUCAAGUCACAGGAAGGCAUGUCAUUCAGCGGCCAGGUGUGUUUGGUGGGAGACUGCGUCGGAGGGAUCCUGGGUUUUGAUGCCCUGUGCUACAGCAAUCAGGCCAUGUCUGAGAGCCAGAAUAGUAGCCGUCGCGGGAGUGUUGUGAGCGUGCAGGACUCUGACCUCUUGUCUCCUGGAAUCAUUGUGAACAACAGUUACUGCUCGGGGGGCUCCAACCUGGAAGCCAGCCGACACCUCAGCCGGAGCAACAUCGACAUCCCUCGCAGCAACGGAGAGGACUCCAGGAAGCAGCUGCCGCGCAAGACGAGUGAUUCAUCCACCUACGAGCUGGACACGAUAAAGCAGCACCAAGCGUUCCUCUCCAGUUUACAUUCUAGUGUCCUGAGAAACUAUCCUGGAUCACGGAGAUCCAGUAGUUCCAUCAUGCUGGAUGGCGGGAACCUUGGGAAAUUUGAGUUUGAGAUCACUGAUUUCUUCCUCUUUGGAUCUCCUUUGGGGCUGGUCCUCGCAUUGAGAAAAACCGUCAUUCCAACGCUCGACAUCUUCCAGUUGAGACCAGCCUGCCAGCAAGUGUACAAUCUAUUCCACCCCGCAGACCCGUCUGCCUCGCGCUUGGAGCCCCUCUUGGAGAAGAAGUUCCACAUUCUGCCACCCUGUAACAUCCCACGCUACCAGCGGUUCCCUCUUGGGGAUGGCAGUUCGGCCCUCCUGGUCGAGACAGUCCAGAGCAACCCUCUUCUCCUCGUGGAAAGCAGCCCCCUGGUUGCUCUCCAGAACCAGGAAAGCUUCAUGGAAACCAGUAUCCCCGUUCCCAUCCUGAAUUGGCAAGACGCUCCCAGUAAAAAUUCUGGAUUUGCUGAGUCGGAUGUUGUUCAGUCUCAUGGUGGCGUCUCCAUGGAAAACGCAUCCCCUUCUACUCCCAUUUCAGCCCCCCAGUUCAGGGGCUUCCGGAGAGCCAGCGAGGCCAGCAUUGCCAGCCAGGUGUCAGGAAUGGCAGACAGUUACACUGCUUCCAACAUAGCCAACAAAAACAAAAAACAUCUCACCCACUCCAGGGGCUUUAGCUUACUAGCCCAGCUUGCCCUCCCGCACAAACCCCCCACCCAGCCCUUGCCCAAAAGACGUAGGUCAUCUAAACCUGAGCAGUCCCAGAACCCCUUGAGAAGAAAGUUUGGGAGCUUCCCCCACCAGGAAGUGGAUUCCAUCCAGCAGAUCCCAGACCUGGACAUCGAGAAAGUUGCUGCCAGAUGGUGGGGGACGAAAAGGAUAGACUAUGCUCUCUACUGCCCUGAUGCCCUAACGGCCUUCCCCACAAUCGCCUUACCGCACCUCUUCCACGCAAGCUACUGGGAGUCGACGGACGUGGUCUCCUUCCUGCUGAGACAGGUGAUGAGGCACGAAAACUCCAGUAUUCUGGAGCUGGAUGGGAAGGAGGUCUCUGUCUUUACCCCUUCCAAGCCCAGAGAGAAGUGGCUUCGUAAGAGGACCCACGUUAAGCUAAGGAAUGUCACAGCCAACCACAGAAUAAAUGAUGCCAUAGCCAAUGAGGAUGGUCUCCAGGUGUUAAAUGGAAGGUUUAUGUAUGGGCCGUUAGAUAUGGUCACGCUCACGGGGGAGAAGGUUGACAUUCACAUCAUGACACAGCCCCCAUCAGGAGAGUGGGUUUACUUUGACACAGAAAUCAGCAACAGCAGUGGGAGGAUUUCCUAUGUAAUCCCUGAGAAUAAGCGGCUGGGUAUUGGGGUGUAUCCUGUCAAAAUGGUGGUCAGGGGUGACCACACGUUUGCUGACAGCUACAUCACCAUCCUGCCCAAGGGGACCGAAUUUGUGGUCUUCAGUAUCGAUGGCUCCUUCGCUGCCAGCGUUUCCAUCAUGGGCAGUGACCCCAAAGUUCGGGCUGGAGCAGUUGAUGUAGUAAGGCACUGGCAAGAUCUCGGCUACCUCAUUAUCUACGUCACAGGCCGCCCCGACAUGCAGAAGCAGAGGGUGGUGGCUUGGUUAGCACAGCACAACUUUCCUCACGGGAUCGUCUCCUUCUGUGACGGGCUGGUGCACGACCCCCUGCGGCACAAGGCCAACUUCCUGAAGUCCCUCAUCAUGGACGUCCACAUGAAGAUCCAUGCGGCCUACGGGUCCACCAAGGACAUCUCCGUCUACUCCUCCAUCAACCUGCCGCCCUUGCAGAUCUACAUUGUUGGACGGCCAACCAAGAAGUUGCAGAAUCAGUGUCAGUUCAUUACCGAGGGAUACGCAGCCCACCUAGCCCAGCUGGAAUACACCCAUCGCUCCCGGCCUGCCAAGAACACCACCCGGAUGGCCCUUCGGAAAGGCAGCUUCGGCCUCCCCGGCCAGACCGAAUUCCUGCGCAAGCGGAACCAUUUGCUGCGCACCAUCUCGUCCCAGCCCACGGCGGCUGGCGGGAGUGGCGGCCACAGGCCAGAGCGGACACACAGUCAGUCUGAGAGCGACCGGGAGAGAGACCGGGAGCGCAGCCAGCGCAGCAUGAGCCUGGCCUCAGGGUGCUGGGGCCGGAGCGCAGCCACCAAACUCGAACCGGGGGCCCUCGGGCAGAAGUAG